Exophiala viscosa is the source of this 2036-nucleotide messenger RNA. RefSeq lists its product as uncharacterized. Gene Ontology annotation, cellular component: nucleus. The record is from RefSeq and is a predicted model, not a curated record. Gene Ontology annotation, molecular function: DNA-binding transcription factor activity, RNA polymerase II-specific; zinc ion binding; transcription cis-regulatory region binding. NCBI's taxonomy places the organism in Eukaryota, Fungi, Ascomycota, Eurotiomycetes, Chaetothyriales, Herpotrichiellaceae. The transcript is spliced from 5 exons. Gene Ontology annotation, biological process: regulation of DNA-templated transcription. The coding region runs from base 107 to 1909 and encodes 600 amino acids.
CGCAAAUUGGGCGCGUGCCCAAUCCUCAUUGUCAAUCUGUUAUUAGCGACCAGUUCGACUUCUAAUAUGGUCGACUGACCAUCAUGGUCGAAUUGACGCCCGCAUAAUGCCUCCAUUGCGGGGUGGGCGAGCCCCUAAAGCAUGUGAGAAUUGUCACAAACUCAAGUCACGGUGCUGGCCGUCUGACAACGCCCGGGGCACCUGUUUGCGUUGUGAAACCCUCUCACAGCCAUGUUCCCUGGACUAUACGAGCGCCUACAGCACCCCAGCUUCGGCCUCCCAACGAUAUCGAAGGCGGCCUACUGCUGAUACGACUGGCAUAAGUGCAGCUGUUUCUGUGGAUGAACGGCUCGAGCGACUAGAAAGUACUGUCACAGCAUUGGUGAAUCGACUGGAUUCCAGCAACGGAUCUUCGACAAAUUCUCCUCCUGACCCACUACCGCCACCGACGCGGGUGCCGGCUCCUACGUCUGGAGAAGAACAAGAUCAAGCGCCUGUAUUCUUGAUACGGAAUGCUGCCAAUGAUGUUGGUGUCCAUUCGCCUGAACAAGUCUCGGUGCAUCCAAAGCAGCACUCAGACGUCAUAUCUAUCGGCUUGGUACCGCUGUCGACCGCACAUUCCUUGCUGUCUUUGUUCCAUGUCCACUAUGGUCGAUGGGUAAAGUUCACCGAUGACAUAUCGACUGAAGCGUUACUCCUACAAGUCCGGAAGUCGCCAUUACUGUUAUGCAGCAUAUUCUUGAUCGCAGUAAGACAUACAGCGCAGGAGCUUGCCGACAGAUUAGCCCCGACUUUGUUCGAAGAGGCAAAACGACUUAUUGCAUCGUCGUUGCUUGUGGUACCGCAAACGAUUGAGUUUUUCCAGGCCGCUCUUGUGUUAAGUCUGUGGUCAACGACAAUCGGUCAAGUGCCUCUGAGUGUUGACAGCUGGCUUCUGACGGGCUAUGCUCUGCAGCAGUGCCUCGCAAGUCCUCUCUUCAACGAAGUCUUUCAGGCCGAUGUCCGACUGGCCAUCAAUCACAAACAUCAUAGUGCAUUAUGCAUGUGGAAUCACCUUUGCGUUGCUCACCUCCAAUACUGCGUUGGCACACGCAGACAGGCGCUUUUAAACCAGUCGCAGGUCGAUCGAUGUCUCCGCAUUCUUGACACCGACAACGUCACCAACUUCGAAGCAAGAAUGGUUGCGGAGGUCAAGCUGUACUGGAUAGUCUACGAAAAGUGCUGUGGGUCGCAGGUGAAUGUGGCAGACACGAAGGCCGCUCUCAAAGCCUGGCAGGAAGACUGGGCUGCUUUAUUCGAUGAGCCCAGGGCUCAGUUCCUCAAGAUGGGAUUCAACUUCGCUCACCUGCUCGCCUACUGUCAAUCACUGAAGUCUGCCCGGGCAGUCAUGAGAAGCCCUAUCCUAGCAGAGAUGAUCGAGCGGUCGAGAGUGAUCAUCAAUCUGGCCAUGGACACCACGGACGAACGCACCCGUCAUUUGACGGACCACAUUUACCAUACCAUCACCUUCUCGGCACUCACGUUAUGUCGACUCGUCCAUACCUACGAAUCCAAGUUGCGAGCGGCGAAUCAUGACAUAUAUGCUCUAGAUGCUCUUGUCUAUCGACUCGUGGGUUGGCUUAGGUCUAUCGGCCUUCCGUGUCACGCUGCACACAUUCUGGGCGACGUUGUGUCGGCGCAGUUCAAGAAGUUGCGACCGAACUUUCAGCCAGAGCCGGUUUAUGGUACAAGUAGUACACCUAACCGUAGCCACGAAGGCACUGUUAUGGACCAUCCGACAUUGCCCUUACCAGAAGAUGUCGCCUUUCAGUUCCCUGAUUUCAUAGGGGCGGAGUUGUUCGAUUUGAACGAUGAUACCUCCUGGCCACAGUGGGAUAUGCUGAUGUCAGAUACUGAUAUGUCAGUAUGAAGAGCAAGGUGCAGGACGACUUUGUCCAUUCAGGACUAUAUGUGCCAAUAUAUACAAUUUUUUAAAAGCAGCAGCCAUCCUCCGAGGUUUAUGUUGCGCCAAGCCGCCCUCAAUUCUCAAACUCUAA